CUCUCCCCUCCUGUCCUCACUCUGCAGACGCGGCUGAAGAUGGCAAGAAGGUUCCCUCUCUUGCUGCUGGUGCUGGGCUCCCUGUGCCUUGCGCCAGCCUGGGGAGGCCGGCAGAUGCCCAAACUGUCCGACAAGAAGAUGUGUGCGGACGAAGAGUGCAGCCACCCCAUCCUGAUCGCCCGAGCUCUGGAAGACUUUUACCCCCAGGACUGUCGCUUCAUCCCCAUCCGCCAGGGCCAGCUCAUCUACGUCUACGCCAUGCUGAAGGACCGCGGAAAUCUCUUCUGGGCCGGCAGUGUUCAGGGCGAGUACUACGGAGAGCAGGAGGCCCGCCUGGGCCACUUCCCCAGCAGUGCGGUGGAGGAGACGCACGUUCUGAUGCCCGCAAGCGUGGAGGUCAACACAGACAAGUGGGACUUCUACUGCCACUGAGGCUGCGGUCCGGCCCAGCCUGUGGUCACCCGAGCGCUGGGGGAGAGGAACUUGCCUGGCGGUGUCUGUCUAACCCGGAAGGCUCCGCCUUUCGUUUGCUGCCGGGGCUGUGGUCAGCACCGCCGCUGGCCUCCAGUCUGUGUUUCGUUAUGCUUAAUUAUUCCAGCCCUACAGGAAGUCUUGACCAAAGCCUUAAACCUGACGGCAGCCCUGUGCCUCAUCCUAAAACUAUAUUUUAAUGUACCCCAUUACUUCUGAGUGAGUAUACUGUAUAGCAUUUCAUUAUUCCAGCUUUAACCCUAUGUAAGAAGUGCAAAAGCACAGACAGAAAUCAUCUCUAAUACCAUACAGUACAAUAGGGUAUUGUAUUAUACCGCACUAGUAUACCAUGUAUUUUAGAAUAGAAAACAGUAUAUUUGAUACAGUAUGUUGUGUAUUUGAUCUUAUGUUGGUCAAGCGUGGCGACAGCAGGCCAGUGGAUAAUAUCAAAUAAACUCCGACGUUUGCA
Molecule: messenger RNA, 940 nt
Organism: Lepisosteus oculatus (spotted gar)
Lineage: Eukaryota; Metazoa; Chordata; Actinopteri; Semionotiformes; Lepisosteidae
Gene: mia
Product: MIA SH3 domain containing
Biological process (GO): extracellular matrix organization
Molecular function (GO): protein binding
Source: RefSeq, a predicted model, not a curated record